ACCAGGGGUGUGGGUUCUCAGCUCGAGAUUACGGAGAACAGACAGCUCAGUCGGCAAAGAUCCAAUAUAAAUACAGAACUAAGUCUCCCUCUUCUCUCCUCCAAUUCCCUUCCCUCGUUCAUCUCCUGAAGCACAUUAUUCCAUAACCACAUCUAUCAACGCUCAGGUUACAGACAAAAUGAAGCUCAGCACCGUCUCCCUUUCACUUUUCCUUGCGGCUGUCUCCAUUGCCGCCCCAGUCAAUGCUGAUGCCAGCGGCGUUUCCCUCAGCCGUGAGGGAUCAACUGGCCCAGAUCUCAGCAAUUCUGUGAAUGUUGAAAAGAAAUCAGUCCUUGAUGAUCUUUCUGACCCAAUCGAAAACAAUGUCCUUGGUGUUGCCAAGAGACAAAUCGAAGGCGAAGGAGAGGCGGAAGGACAAGGAGAAGCAGAAGGAGAAGGCCAACUAGGAAGAGGAGGGGAUGGAGAAGGAGAAGGAAAAAUAGGAGGAAAAAUAGGAGGAGGAGGAAAGGUAGGAGGAGCAGGGAAAAUAGGAGGAGAAGGAGAGGCCUUUUGAGGUUUGAUGUACAAAUGGAGAUGGGCCUGAAGUGGAUUUUUCCUGUGGAAAUGCUUAACCCAUGUUGUGCUGUAUACCAAUCUGUUUCGUCUUCACGCUAUGAUAUAAUAACUAUUAGUGGUACUGUUGUGUCUCGUUUUACAAUAUGUAUGUGUUAUCUGCAGGACUAUGUCCAUUGGGCUUUGCGACACAACCUACUGGAGAUAACUCCCGUUCAAUAUGUGUCACUUUCUCAUAAUUCCCAAUUUAUUGACCACUACUCAUCUGAUUCCGUG
Aspergillus ruber CBS 135680 is the source of this 828-nucleotide messenger RNA. RefSeq lists its product as uncharacterized. The record is from RefSeq and is a predicted model, not a curated record. The coding region runs from base 179 to 553 and encodes 124 amino acids. NCBI's taxonomy places the organism in Eukaryota, Fungi, Ascomycota, Eurotiomycetes, Eurotiales, Aspergillaceae. The transcript is spliced from 2 exons.